Pungitius pungitius (ninespine stickleback) is the source of this 1870-nucleotide messenger RNA. RefSeq names its product C-C chemokine receptor type 1. NCBI's taxonomy places the organism in Eukaryota, Metazoa, Chordata, Actinopteri, Perciformes, Gasterosteidae. Gene Ontology annotation, molecular function: C-C chemokine receptor activity; C-C chemokine binding. The transcript has 3 exons. Gene Ontology annotation, cellular component: membrane; external side of plasma membrane. Gene Ontology annotation, biological process: calcium-mediated signaling; G protein-coupled receptor signaling pathway; cell chemotaxis. Bases 108 to 1163 code for a protein of 351 amino acids. The record is from RefSeq and is a predicted model, not a curated record.
GCACAGACACUGAGAGGGUUGGUUCUUACAUAUUCACACAUUUGAGGACGUCGAGUCCAUAAAGAUCCAGACCAAGAACUAAGGAGCCCAGAGGUGCAGAUACCACCAUGGAAGGUUAUGAAGGAUACUACACCUCGGACUAUAAUUAUACAUCCUAUUAUGAGCAAGACGAAGACGAAUACAUGCCUUGCAGCAACGUCGGUUUGAGGGAUUUUGGCGAGGUCUUCCUGCCCACCAUCUACAGUUUGGUUUUCAUCCUUGGCGUCAUAGGCAAUGGUUUAGUGGUGUGCGUCCUAGUGAAGCACCGCCACCAGACCAACUUGACAGACAUGUGCCUCAUCAACCUGGCUGUCUCAGACCUCGUCUUUGUCUUCACGCUGCCUUUCUACGCUCACUACUCCCUGGUGGGUGAAUGGCCUUUUGGAGACUUCCUCUGCCGCUUCGCCUCCGGCUCACAUACCACCGGGUUUUUAAGCAGCAUCUUCUUUAUGGUUGUCAUGACGCUGGACCGCUAUGUUGUCAUCAUGCACGCGCACAAGGUUGCACGAUAUCGCACUUUUAGGGCAGGCAUCGCUUUGACCGUCUUUGUUUGGACUCUGAGCUUGUGCUUCUCCCUGCCGGCCAUCUUCUUCACGAAGGUGAAGAACGACUCUACCGAGGUCACCUGCAGCUACGAACCGGAAAACAAAGCCUGGAGGCUCUAUGACAUCAUCUUGAAGAAUGUCUUUGGCCUCGGCAUUCCACUGUUGGUGAUGAUGGUUUGCUACUCCAGGAUCAUCCCCAUACUGCUGAACAUGAGGAGCGCCAAGAAGCACCGUGUAGUCAAGCUGAUCAUCUCCAUCGUGAUCGCCUUUUUCGUAUUCUGGGCCCCAUAUAACAUUUCCAUUCUCUUACAGUUUCUGAAUUUGUUGACCGAUUGCAACUCACUCCAAAGGCUUAAGCUGUCGAUAAUAGUGACCGAGACCAUUGCUUACUCUCACUGCUGCCUGAAUCCCAUCAUCUACGCCUUUGUGGGACAGAAGUUCAGGAGACGAGUAUUGCUGAUGUUGAGGAAAUGGGGGUCUGGGUUUCUUCAUUCCACAAGAGAUUUUUCAGAUAGCUCAUACAGGAAAGGCUCAGUUAUGUCCAGGUCCUCUGAUGUCACCUCCAAUUUCAUCAUGUAGCAGGUGGAUGCCAGAUUACUUAUUACUACUAUAUUAGCAUUGUUCAAGCUGCUGCAAGAUUUGUUCUGUGUUUUCCAUUUUCCACCCUCAGUUUUAGUCAACAGCAUUAUCUUAGCACAUGUAUGUGUGUAUUUUAUCUUCAUCUUUUUUUUUUAUCUUUAAUCGGUUGGAUUUCUACUUUCAUUUUAAGUCAACACUGGAAUAUGUUGUGUGCACUAUAACUAGAUGUGUAGUGCCAUCAGGUGCGAUCCAAUUAGUGCCAAAAUGUCUUGAUGUCAGGUCAUUUCUUUUUAAAGGUAAACAAUGUCCCUCCGUUUCCUGCUUAACGUUUGACUAAACUAAGGACCUUUUGUGUACUGCAGCCUGUAACCACAACCUUUGUUCAUGCUUGGCUGACGGGUUUAAAAUGUUCACACGGUAGCUUCUGCACCUCUAAAUGGAAGAGGAACAUUUAGGCCAUGUGGAAUUAAACAAUAUUGUUUGUUUUUACUGUAUUCCUGUGGUAUAUUCAUUUCACUUAAUGGUUCAUGACUAUCACAGGGUUAUGUAACACCUUUUGCAAAAUGAUGACGUUUGCACAAAUGUCCUUGAUUUUAAUUUGUUCAUGUGGAACAAAGUUUGCCUCAUUGCACACAAGCCUGUAAAUGUUUAUAUAUUUUCUCAAUUUUGCUUCAUGCCUAUCAUUUUUACCAUUUAUUAAAUUGCUU